AUGGCACGAGAAAGCAGCGCAGGAUUUGAUAGACACAUAACUAUCUUCUCCCCCGAAGGACGACUUUAUCAAGUUGAGUAUGCGUUGAAAGCAAUCAACCAAGGUGGGCUGACAUCUGUAGCACUACGGGGCACAGACGCCGCAGUAGUUGCAGCGCAGCGUAAGGUGCCCGACCGCCUGCUUGAUCCCGCCUCUGUCACUCAUCUGUUUCCGCUUACUAAACGUAUUGGAGCAGUGAUGACGGGCAUGAUUGCGGACAGUCGGUCGCAGGUCCAGCGCGCGCGCUACGAGGCCGCCAACUGGCAGUACAAGUACGGCACCGAAAUACCCGUGCACAUCCUCUGUCGCCGUAUCGCGGACAUCUCACAGGUCUACACACAGAAUGCUGAGAUGCGGCCUCUCGGAUGCAGCAUGAUGUUGGUGGCGUACGACGAGGAGUCCGGGCCGUGCGUGUACAAGACGGACCCGUCCGGCUACUACUGCUCCUACAAGGCGGUGUCUGCCGGCGCCAAGGCCACCGACGCAAACGCCUACUUAGAGAAGAAACUGAAGAAACGUUCCGAGCUGAGCUCCGACGAGGUUGUCCAGCUCGCCAUAUCCUGCCUGUCACAAGUGCUGUCUGUUGACUUCAAAUCGUCAGAGAUCGAAGUCGGCUUAGUCACCAAGGAUGACCCACAGUUCAGAGUGCUGACUGAAAACGAGAUCGACAGGCACCUAACUGCUAUUGCUGAGAAGGAUUAA
Molecule: messenger RNA, 741 nt
Organism: Spodoptera littoralis (African cotton leafworm)
Lineage: Eukaryota; Metazoa; Arthropoda; Insecta; Lepidoptera; Noctuidae
Source: the annotation of a GenBank genome assembly